Humulus lupulus (European hop) is the source of this 384-nucleotide messenger RNA. RefSeq lists its product as uncharacterized. The record is from RefSeq and is a predicted model, not a curated record. The coding region runs from base 2 to 325 and encodes 107 amino acids. Lineage: Eukaryota; Viridiplantae; Streptophyta; Magnoliopsida; Rosales; Cannabaceae. The transcript has 3 exons.
UAUGAUUGGUAACUGUUCGGAUGCGAAUAGUAUCAAGUCUGUGAUUGUAGAAGACCACAGCUGUGACAAAGAAAAGUGCUUGGUACAAUGGGGUGAAGACAAUGGCAUGAAAUCAAGGUUACGGAUUGCCUACGUGGAAGGAGCGGGAAGAGGAGCCAUAGCAAGAGAAGAUCUGAAAGCUGGAGAUACUGCUUUGGAGAUCCCUACCUCUUUAAUCAUUUCCGAGGAGCUAAUGAAGAAAUCUGACAUGUAUCAAAUAUUAGAAAAGAGGAACGAAAUGUCCUCUGAGACAAUGCUCUUGCUGUGGAGCAUGAAGGAGAAGUAGAAUAAUAAUUCAAGAUUUAAGAACUACUUUGACACGCUGCCAGAAGAAUUUCAUACAGG